AUGUCAUUUGAAGAGCAGGGCUAUGGUUACAAUUCUGAAGAAUUGAAGACUCCUCCUUCAAGUGGGGAUGAGGAGGUUGAAAGGGAUGUGUUUCCGAAGUUUAAUGAGGAUAAUUCUUUUGAUCAUGUACAGCUCGAGCUUGGAAUGGAGUUUGUCAGUUUAGAGCACUUUAAACAUGGUGUGAAAGACUACAAUAUAAGUCUUGGGAGGCAAUUUACGUGGAUUAAGAAUGACAAGGUAAGAGCAAGGGCCAAAUGCUCAAAUGAAGACUGUGAGUGGAUGAUUUAUUGUGCCUGGAACAACAAAUCCAAUAGUUUCCAAGUGAAGACAUUAAAUGAUAACCAUUCUUGUUGUAGAAUUUUCAAAAAUAAAAGGGCCAGCAGAGAUUGGGUUGCAAAAAAGUUGGAGAAAAGGCUGGUCACACAGCCCAACAUGACAAGGGCAGAAGCUUAUGAGCAUUUAAAAGAGGAGUACAAGGUCCAUGUGCAUCUGAAGAAAGUGACCAAGGCACUGCGUAAAGCCAAGGGCAGAAUAGAAGGAAAUGAGAAGGAACAGUAUGGCAAGUUAAGGGACUACCUGGGUGAGCUUUUGAGGAGCAAUCCUGGCUCCACUUGCCAGAUGCAAGCCAUUGAUUGGGCUGGAUGGUUGUUUCUUAAAGGCUACUAUGGGGGACAGCUCUUGAGUGCAGUGGGAGAGGAUGCAAACAAGAGCUUUUAUGUCAUUGCUUUUGCAGUGGUUGACAGUGAGACCAAAGAAAAUUGGAAGUGGUUUCUGAAUUUGUUACAAGAGGACAUUGGCAGCCAUGUAGUACAUGGGUGGAACUUCAUUUCUGAUCAGCAAAAGGGUUUGAUACCAGCAUUGCAUGAAGUCAUGCAUGGGGCCCAUCACAGGUUUUGUGUGCAGCAAGUCUGGAAGAAUUUCAUUAAGCAAUGA
Molecule: messenger RNA, 933 nt
Organism: Gastrolobium bilobum
Lineage: Eukaryota; Viridiplantae; Streptophyta; Magnoliopsida; Fabales; Fabaceae
Exons: 3
Coding region: 1-933 (310 amino acids)
Source: RefSeq, a predicted model, not a curated record